Messenger RNA from Actinia tenebrosa (Australian red waratah sea anemone), 3174 nucleotides. RefSeq lists its product as uncharacterized. Gene Ontology annotation, cellular component: cytoplasm. Lineage: Eukaryota; Metazoa; Cnidaria; Anthozoa; Actiniaria; Actiniidae. Gene Ontology annotation, molecular function: D-amino-acid oxidase activity; FAD binding. Gene Ontology annotation, biological process: D-amino acid catabolic process. The record is from RefSeq and is a predicted model, not a curated record.
UUGGGCUUCCUGUGUAUCAUUGAUCAACAUAUUCCUUGCUUCGUCAAGCCAUUUUUUUUCACCAGCACAUCAAUGUUGGAAGUUUUUUUGCAGCUUUUGCGGCCGAAAACAUCAAAUAUAGACCAGAAUCAUAAAGAAUAUUGAAGAAGGACAACACAGAGGCCUAUUACAUCGAUAAUGGCCCAAUCUCGAGUUUUAGUGAUUGGUGCAGGAGUGAUGGGGCUCACCACAGCCUUGGAACUUGUACAACAUGGGUACCAAGUUACAGUGCUGUCUAAAGACUUCAUGUCUCCAGACAACAAGUCUAAACUAACAUCACAAGUUGCAGCAGGUCUAUGGAAAAUUCCAGUGCAUUCCAGCGACUGGAGAGAUGAUAAAGUCAGAGAAAACAUCAGGAGAUGGGCUCUUCGCAGCUAUGCCAUCUAUUCCAAGUUGUCGCAAGAUGACAAAAACACAGGUGUUUACUUCAGACCAAGGAUUAAUCUCUACUAUACAAAGAUCAAUGAUGACCCAAAAGCAAAGCUGUUUUUGGAGGAUCACUGUCAGUUACCAGGGUUUCGUCACUCAGAUCAAAUUAUUGCAGAAUAUGGAUUUUCAACAACCUGUGGCUUGGUGGAUGCGUUUUUAUUUCAUGCACCGCUGGUAGAUACUGAUGUCUUUCUCAGUUGGCUGACAGGACAGUGCACAUCAAAUGGUGUGAAUUUUGUUCAAGAAACUAUCCACGGACCCUUGAGACCACAGCGUGAGUCACUGAUGAAAAAGUACAAAGCAGGACAUAUCGUGAAUUGCACUGGAGUCAAUGCAAGAGAAUUAGCAGAAGAUAACGAUGUUUACCCCAUGACAGGUGCUGGUUUGAUUCUCAAUUUCUCGGAUGCUCCCUUUCAUUGCCCAAGGUUUGGUGCUGAGGUUCAUAAUCACUGGCACGACGAUCGAUUAAAUGUUGGAGGAAAGGGAGUAAUAGUUUUUAGAGGUGCCAGUUUAUGGCUUGGGACAAUCGAACACCCGUCCUACGACACUAACUUAGACGUCAAGCACCCCUUCAUCACACGAAUGCUACGAGAGGUCCAGACUGUAUAUCCUCCAUUACAAACCAUUUCCGAAGACAACCUUCAAGUAACUGUUGGUGUGCGUCCYAUGCGCACAGGGAGCCCACGUGUUGAACAAGAUUCUACAUGUCCUUAUAUCAUUCAUAAUUAUGGACACCGUGGUUUGGGAAUUAUGAUGACGUGGGGAUGUGCGGAGGAUGUUUUGAAAAUUAUUAUGAAAUCUCAGUCAAUGGGUCCAAAUGUGGUGCAGGACUUGACCCUCGCGGAUCUUAUUUACCCUGACAUUGACCAGGCCAUUGAUUCUGGACAUUUCAAGAGAAGACUACUUUUUACAAUCAUGUUCCACAGCACUGCUCAACAACCAUCGUUUAAGCGAAGUAAAGGUCGCAUUUUAGUGAUUGGAGCAGGAGUUAUUGGACUUACUACAGCCUUGGAGCUUGUCCAACAUGGAUAUCAAGUGACAGUUUUGGCAAAAGAUUUCGUCGCUCUGGACAACAAGUCAAAACUAACAUCGCAAGUAGCAGCAGCAUUUUGGUCGAUGCCAGUGCAUGCUUAUAAAUGGAAGGAUCAACAUAUGGAGAGAAAAAUCCGGGAAUGGACCAUGCAUGGCUACAGGGUGUUUAGUAAACUGGCCAGCAACUCCGAAGAGACGGGAGUCUUUAUGAGGACAAGGAUUAACGCAUAUUAUAAUAAUAUUAAUGACGUACAAUCUGACAAGAUAUACGAAGACGACCACAGUAGUUUACCAGGAUUUCGUCAUUCGAGGCAAAUCUUAAAAGAAAGAGGUAUCUCAGAGGAGACCGGGUUGGUUGAUGCUACGUCUUUCUUAGCACCAUUGACCGACGCUGAUGUUUUCAUGAUGUGGCUGACAAAACAGUGUAUGUCAAAUGGUGUCAAUUUCGUUCGAGAAUCUCUCCAUGGACCCUUGAGAACACAGUGUGACUCGCUGAUGAAAAAGUACCAAGUAGAUAGGAUAGUGAACUGUUCUGGAGUCAACGCUAGAGAAUUAGCAGAAGAUAACGAUGUUUACCCCGCAACAGGGUUAGGUCUCAUGGUCAAUAAUACCGAUAGUGGUGUCAAGCCUAUCGACUUUGCCCUGUCGAUUCUUGGUAAACCAACAUGGUAUGAUGACAAGACCAAUACGUCUGGAUUUAUUGGUAUCGCACCAAGAGGUAACCACGGUUUGUGGAUCGGCACAAUCAAACAGGAAUCAUACAAGACGGAUUUCCAUAUUGACGACCCAAUCACUAGUAGAAUGCUAAGUGAAUGUCAAAAGGUGUAUCCACCUUUGAAAAACAUACCACAAGACAAGAUUGAGAUUACAGUGGGUAGAAGGCCCAUCCGCAAGGGAGGACCACGGGUCGAACAAGAUCCUAACUGUCCCGGUCUUGUACACAACUAUGGACACUGCUCAUUUGGGAUUUUUUUAUCCUGGGGUUGCGCACGGGAAAUUCUUAACAUUAUGGAAAAAUCCACGAUCGCAAAAAGCUCUAGCCUUUGAAAGUUUUAACAAUGUUUUUAGUAUUUUUAAAGAUAAGAUAAUGAAUUAUCCAAACCAGUGAGUGUGAGAAUCUAUUGCACAUGGUCUGCCUGCGUGCUGCACCCAGACAACGGGUUAUCGUGGUUACGGAGCAAAUUUGACAGAGCUACGAAACAUAUACUUGAUCAAUCAAGUCAUGCCUACUUUAGACCAUAAAAUCCUAAAUUGCCUUUUUAAAGUUAUCUUUUUUAUUACAGGGAUACUUGACAGAGGUAAAACAAUUUAAACCUAGAAAAGCCUUAACUAAACUAAGAAAAAGAAAUCACAACUCAGAAUUGAAUAUGGCAGUUACUCGGGCUACAAGAAAGCAUAUAUCAGGCUUACCCUUAUUGUGGAACUGUUUUAGGGGACCUAAUUCCAAGAUGACGCCUAUUUCGUAACCUAAAACACUCCCAUAAUUCACUGCAAUUCCAACUAGACCCAGUUUUUCCUCAACCUGGAAAUAACUAAUAUUAGUAGCUAACUUAGCAUAGAAUUUUUUGCGAAUAUUAGUAAUACUGACUUACACUAUUUUAUGCUAAUUCUAUUGUUUUCUUUUGUUUAACUAGCACUAUUUUGAACAAUUUAGUAAUUAAUGAUUCACGGAUA